Centropristis striata (black sea bass) is the source of this 969-nucleotide messenger RNA. Its product is annotated as olfactory receptor 2AT4-like. Lineage: Eukaryota; Metazoa; Chordata; Actinopteri; Perciformes; Serranidae. Gene Ontology annotation, cellular component: membrane. Gene Ontology annotation, biological process: G protein-coupled receptor signaling pathway. The record is from RefSeq and is a predicted model, not a curated record. Gene Ontology annotation, molecular function: G protein-coupled receptor activity; olfactory receptor activity. The transcript has a single exon. The coding region runs from base 1 to 969 and encodes 322 amino acids.
AUGAUCUACACCAAUGUUACAAGGAUGAGAAGCUUCAUCAUCCUUGGAUUUCCUGGACUUUCACCAAAAUACUAUGGACCUGUGUCAGCUCUGCUCUUUUUUGUCUACUUAUCUAUUGCAAUAGGAAAUAUUUUCAUUUUAGCAUUUGUUGUCUAUGAGAAGUCACUUCAAAAACCAACAUAUCUGGUGUUUUGUCACCUGGCACUGAAUGAUUUAACAUUUGGCACUUUGACCCUCCCAAAGAUCAUAUCAAAAUAUUGGUUUGGUGAUGGCAUUAUUUCAUUUUAUGGGUGCUUUACACAGAUGUUCUUUGUUCAUUAUUUAGGAUCAGUAACUUCUUUCAUCUUGUUGGUAAUGGCUCUUGAUCGAUUUAUUGCAAUAUGUAUUCCUCUGCGUUAUCCUGUCCUAAUCACAAACAACAUCAUAUCUGUGCUCUGUGGGUUUGCUUGGUUCAUACCUCUGCCUUUGAUGGUGACCAUUGUUCUCCAAGCCCUCACUUUACCUUACUGUAAAUCAAAUGUCAUUGCUCAGUGCUUCUGUGACCACAUUUCUAUAACAAGUCAGGCAUGUGGUGAGGAUGUUAAAAUUGUACAGGUCACUACUCUCUGUAUGGCCAUGUUUUGUCUCUUGGUUCCCCUUGCAUUUAUCUUGUUUUCCUACGUUUCCAUUAUUGUGGUUAUUUUGAAAAUGUCCAAUGCUGCAGGUCGCAAGAGAACCUUAUCAACUUGUACACCACAAAUAUUUAUCACUUGCCUUUUUUACCUCCCCAGGUGUUUUGUUUACGUAGCCAAUACUGUUGGAUUUUCCUUCAGUUUAGAUAUCCGUAUUUUAUUGGUAUUGUUGUACAGUCUCUUACCUGCUGCUGUUAAUCCGAUGAUAUAUUGUUUCAAGACUCAGGAUAUCAAGCAGACUUUGAUAAAGAAGCUGAAAACAGCUAGGAUUGGAAUACAGAUAAAACUUGCAUUCUAA